Molecule: messenger RNA, 385 nt
Organism: Seminavis robusta
Lineage: Eukaryota; Bacillariophyta; Bacillariophyceae; Naviculales; Naviculaceae
Source: the annotation of a GenBank genome assembly
AUGUCCCCUCCCUUCGAUUCUCUGCUGUUUGCUGACAUUUUGGUUUGGGUCCUACCAUUUGUGGGUGUUGGACAGUACACUUUUCUAGGAGCUGUCAACAAAAAGAUGAAUCAACUCUACAAAGAGUACUGUGAAAUUGACCUCAAUAAUACUCCAAGAAUGGUAAACGAUUACCCUGGAAUUCUUUCUAAUCGACGCCCAGCAGAAACCACCGACACUCUUUGCAGUGGUACAUUUGGUGACUUGCCACGGACAGAAUACUGGCACAAGGACAAUUCCAGCAAUAAGAGACCUGACCGGGAAUAUGUUUGCAAUGUCAUUGCCGCACUUGGAAAUAUUACUGUCAUGCAGUGGGCAUGACAAAAAGGAUUCCCAUGGAGCGUGG